Messenger RNA from Lynx canadensis (Canada lynx), 2260 nucleotides. It is a transcript of the gene C8A, whose product is annotated as complement C8 alpha chain. Gene Ontology annotation, biological process: immune response. The record is from RefSeq and is a predicted model, not a curated record. NCBI's taxonomy places the organism in Eukaryota, Metazoa, Chordata, Mammalia, Carnivora, Felidae. Gene Ontology annotation, molecular function: protein binding. Gene Ontology annotation, cellular component: membrane attack complex.
UCGAUGGCUCUUACAGGUCCCGGCGCAAAGACAUCUUUCACUCCAACCCUCUGACUAGUUUUAUUCCUUCUAAGUGAUACAGGGUGGUUGAGAUGCUUGCUGCUGCUGUUUUCAUCCUGUCUUUGACGACUUGUCAGCCUGGGGCAACUAUCCAGGAGAAGGUGAACCGGAGAGUAAGUCGGGCUGUUCAGAGUUCCACCUUGACAGCACUUAACUGCCAGCUGAGCACCUGGUCAGAGUGGACAGAAUGCUUUCCAUGUCAGGACAAAAAGUACCGAUUCCGGAGCCUCCUGCAGCCAAACAAGUUUGGGGGAACCAUCUGCAGUGGUGAUGUCUGGGAUCAAGCCAGCUGUCAGAGUCCCACAGCUUGUCUAGAGCAAGCGCAGUGUGGACAGGAUUUCCAGUGUAAGGAGACAGGUCGCUGCCUGAAACGCCACCUCGUGUGUAACGGAGACAAGGAUUGCCUUGAUGGCUCUGACGAGGAUGACUGUGAAGAUGUCAGGGUCAUGGAAAGCGACUGCAGCCUGUAUGACCCCAUUCCAGGGUCAGAGAGUGCGGCCUUGGGGUACAAUAUCCUGACCCAGCAGGAAACUCAGAGCGUGUACGAUGCCAGGUAUUACGGGGGCCAGUGUGAGACAGUAUACAACGGGGAGUGGCGAGCGCUUCGCUAUGACCCUGCCUGUGAGCGUCUCUACUACGGAGAAGAUGAGAAGUACUUCCGGAAACCCUACAACUUCCUCAAGUACCACUUUGAAGCCCUGGCAGAUACUAGACUCUCCUCAGAGUUAUACAAUGAUGCAAAUGAACUUCUUUCUAAAGUAAAGAAUGACAGGUCUGUGUCGGCAGGAGUGGGUGGUGUGGGCCCCGCGGGCAGCCCUGAAACAACAGUGGAUGUGGGUUUAUCCGGGUCACGAGACUCUUCGUUCGUGAAUAAGUUAAACAAGUAUAAUAACAAGAAAUAUAACUUCAUGAGAAUUUCCACAAAGGUGCAGACUGCUCAUUUUAAGAUGAGAAGGGACAAUAUUGUGCUGGAUGAAAGCAUGCUGCAGUCAUUAAUGGAGCUUCCGGAGCAGUACAAUUACGGCAUGUAUUCCAAGUUCAUCAACGACUAUGGCACUCAUUACAUAACGUCUGGAUCAAUGGGUGGCGUUUAUGAAUACAUCCUGGUGCUUGACAAAGAAAAAAUGGAAUCGCUUGGCAUUACCAGCACAGAUAUCAAGAAAUGCUUCGGAGGCUUUGUGGGCAUUGACUAUGAUUACACAGACAGCAUAAAAACUGAAGGACGUUUAUCAGCAGAACGUUGUGAAAAAACCGGAGGUGGCAAUACUAACAAAGACAGGCUGGCCAUGGCUGUGGAAGACAUCAUUUCUCGAGUGCGAGGUGGCAAUUCUGGCUGGGGCGGUGGCUUGACUCAAAACGGGAGCACCAUUACGUAUCGUUCCUGGGGGAGGUCAUUAAAGUAUAAUCCUGUUGUUAUUGAUUUUGAGAUGCAGCCCAUCCACGAGGUGCUGCGGCAUACAAACCUGGGGCCCCUGGAGGCCAAGCGCCAGAACCUGCGCCGGGCCUUGGACCAGUACCUGAUGGAAUUCAAUGCCUGCCGCUGUGGACCCUGCUUCAACAAUGGGGAGCCCAUCCUCAAGGGCACCAGCUGUGAGUGCCAGUGCCCACUGGGUCGCCGGGGCCUUGCCUGUGAGCAAAUGGAGCAGAAGGGAGCCAAGGCGGAUGGUCGCUGGAGCUGCUGGAGCUCCUGGUCUGCUUGCAGAGCGGGCACCCAGGAAAGGAGGAGAGAGUGCAAUAACCCUGCACCCCAGAAUGGAGGCAACUCCUGUCCAGGGUGGAAAGUGCAGACCCAGGCUUGCUGAGGGCCUCUGGGCACAGAUGCAGCGGAUGGCACCCCCUGCAUUGACCACUGGAAAAAGACUUCUUUCAGCUGAGGGGAAAUGCAAAUCAACGUGGACUUUUUCUUUGUCCCGCCAACUUCCAGGAGUAGGACCAGCCUGUGCCGUCUACAACUAACUGUCCUAUUACCCACAAGAUGCAAUCAUUCAACAACUGGGCACUGAAUGUCAACUAGGGCCUCAGUCCUGCUCACAGCACUUCAGAUCAUCUGAGAGAGAGAGAGAGAGAGAGAGAGAGAGCGCGGAGGCGGGGGGGGGGGGAGGGACAGAGAGAUUUCAAUCCAUGCCUUAGAGGGACUUACAGGAUGUUAGAAGUAGGAGGCAAGCAGAUCAAUGGCCAAUAAAACAAAGUAUGAUGAGAA